AACUCUCUUUUCUCAAACUUUUUUUCGAGUUUUGAUAACAUAAAUAAUAAAUAGUGAAAGAAACUCUAAAAAACUUCACAUAAAGGAUGGAAUCAGAUACGAAUUCAGUAAUUUCUGUGGAACAUGAAUCAAUUCCAACCACACCGGUUCAAACAAACGCGGCAGAAGUUACUGGGGACGAAAUUAUCAUCGGUUAUAAAUAUUACGUAAGAUUAGAGAAUUAUGCGGAUUCCGAAGACGAAAUCCAAUAUCGUAUUGGAGAAGUUUUAUCGAAUCGAGUAAAUUAUGAAGGAAAUCGAGAAUAUUAUAUUCAUUUUAUUGAUUUUAAUAAAAGACUUGAUGAAUGGGUACCAGAAGAUCGGAUAGAUACAAACGCAACUGUUAUUAUUGAGAAACCAAAAUUAGCAACACCAAAGAGAUUAAACAUAUCUUUAGAAGAUCCAUCAACACCACCACCAAAAGCUUCAUCAUUGUUAAGAGAAAUGGGUUACUCAACACCGCCCGUAACGAUACCAGCAUAUGAGUCACCCGGAAGUAUUACAAGUGCAACAUCAACAUUUAAUGAAGAAAGAACAAAAGGAGAAGCAGUUGGAGCAAUGAGUUGUAGGCCGAAUAAAAGACGUGUUAAAAAUUUGCAAGAAAUUCAUUUUGGAGAAUUUUGUAUAGAAACCUGGUACUUUUCGCCAUAUCCGGAAGAAUUUAAUGAUUCACCAAUAAUUUAUAUUUGUGAAUUUUGUUUAAGUUAUUUUAUAAGUGAAUUUCAGUUACGUCGUCAUGUUAGUAAGUGCACUAUAAUGCAUCCACCAGGAAAUGAAAUUUAUAGAGAUGAUGAAAUAUCAUUUUUUGAAAUUGAUGGAGCUCGACAAUCAACAUAUUGCCAAAAUUUAUGUUUGUUAUCGAAGUUAUUUCUUGAUCACAAAAGUCUUACCUAUGAUCUAUUGCCUUUUCUUUUUUAUAUUAUGUGUAAACAAGAUCAAUAUGGUUAUCAUAUUAUCGGAUAUUUUUCAAAAGAGAAAAAUUACACUUUAAAUAAUUUAGCUUGCAUUUUAACAAUUCCUCCUUAUCAGCGUAAAGGUUAUGGUAGAUUAUUAAUUUCAUUCUCAUAUGAAUUAUCAAAAAUUGAGGGUAGAAUUGGAUCACCCGAAAGACCCUUAUCAGAUUUAGGAUUAUUAUCUUAUCAACAAUAUUGGUAUGAAACCAUUCUGGAAGUUUUGUGGGAUACAAAAGAAAUUGGUGAUGAUUACAUUACUAUAGACGAAAUUACUGCUAAAACAAGUAUAACUCAAUCCGAUGUACUUUUUACUUUAUAUGAAUCUGGUAUUUGUGUUUAUCAAGGUCAAGUUUGUAUUAGAUUAACUGAAGCUAUGUUAGAUACAAGUUUAAAUUCUAUAUCAAAAAAACGUAGGAUCAAUAUUGAAAAUUUAAAAUGGUCUCCUCCCCAUUUUACUGCAAAUCAACUUAGGUAUAAAAAUUAAAUGAGAGGAAGAGAAAUUUGGGAAGGAAAAAGUGAAGAAAAUAAUUUUGAAUAAAUAAAAAAACCUGUUAACAUUUGAGCAAUUAUCUAUUUAUUG
Messenger RNA from Rhizophagus irregularis DAOM 181602=DAOM 197198, 1571 nucleotides. RefSeq lists its product as uncharacterized. The record is from RefSeq and is a predicted model, not a curated record. Gene Ontology annotation, biological process: negative regulation of DNA-templated transcription; positive regulation of transcription by RNA polymerase II. Gene Ontology annotation, cellular component: MSL complex; chromatin. NCBI's taxonomy places the organism in Eukaryota, Fungi, Glomeromycota, Glomeromycetes, Glomerales, Glomeraceae. Gene Ontology annotation, molecular function: histone H4K16 acetyltransferase activity; transcription coregulator activity.